Messenger RNA from Silurus meridionalis, 3028 nucleotides. It is a transcript of the gene tbc1d19, whose product is annotated as TBC1 domain family, member 19. The record is from RefSeq and is a predicted model, not a curated record. Lineage: Eukaryota; Metazoa; Chordata; Actinopteri; Siluriformes; Siluridae. The transcript is spliced from 21 exons. The coding region runs from base 265 to 1731 and encodes 488 amino acids.
UUUCCUUCCGCGUGCGCCCUUUAGUUGCUAAGAUACGGUGCUUCGUGCAUAGAUGAUGCUCGACUAAAUGACGCUGAAUUAAUCCCAUCAGAAGAGAUUUCCGAAAAUUAUUAUUUAUUAAUAUGGACGAAGGAACGGAAAUAUCUGUCACCAUUGCUCAAGUUGUCCAGCGGCUGAGGGGAACUCAUUUACACUCCCAGCUGGAGAAACAAGCCAAAGAAUGUUUACACAGCCCGGAGAUAAAGCUCGAAUCUUUAAAAGAAGAUGUCCGGAAUUUCCUCAGAGCGGCAGGUACGCAGGGUGCGCCGGCUUCCUCAUCCGGGUUGGGAGAGGAAGUUGCAAAAUGCAGUAUACAGAGAAUUGCACAUUUUGCCUCCACCUGCUCACCCUGCAGCUUCCCCAGAGCACAUAAAAGAACCACUGGAGUACAUGCGCAGAGCCCAGGCAUGCUGGGAGAAGAGGAUCCUCAAGAGUCUGAACAGCAUGUGUACUGAGUUGGGGGUUCCUCUGGCCCACAAGCGGCCUGUUGCAGAUCAGAGACAUUUAACUAACAAAUGGAAUGAAUUGGGCACAGAUGAACCAGAUCUGACCAGGUUCAGGCCUGUAUAUGCACCCAAAGACUUUCUAGAGGUGCUGAUUAAUCUGAAGAACCCCAAUCAUGACAUUAGUGAAAGGCUCACAGCUACGAGCCACCGGGGACUUAUUCAGGUUUCUCUUAAUGUCCGUGAUAUCCCACAGCUGAGAAAGGCUUAUCCAGAACUGAGUCUGAAUUGCAGCCAACUCGGAAUAGACGAUCAUGCGCACAUCUCCCCCGAUUUAUUUGAAAGUGAAUACCUUCAUAUUGGAAAUAAAGUGUUGAGUGAGCAGGACAGUGCAGCCGCUCAGCAGUACAGCAGACAGGGAUGUCCCACUGGCCUCCGAGCGCAGUUAUGGGCUCUGAUCCUCAAUGCCACUAAUGAUCCAGAGGACGUCAUGCAUUAUGAGCAACUGAAGGCUGCAGUCAUACACCACGACCUGCUGGUGGAUAAUCUAAUAUAUAAGGACGUGAAGCUGACUGCGAGUAAUGACGACUAUUACUUUGUGUUUGAAGAUUUUCUCUAUCAGGUUCUCCUGUGUUUUUCUCGAGACACUGCAGUUUUGGAGCACUUUAGCUACAAUAGUGCCACUCCUCCCAAAUCUUACAUCCAGGGCAAGACCAGUACAGAGGAGUUUGCUGUGGUGUAUCCUCCGAAUGGUGUUAUCCCUUUCCAUGGCUUCUCAAUGUAUGUGGCUCCCCUGUGUUUCUUGUACAACGAACCCUCAAAGCUGUACAGCGUAUUCAGAGAGAUGUAUGUGCGCUACUUCUUCAGACUUCACUCCAUAUCCUCCUCCCCCUCAGGUAUAGUUUCUCUUUGUCUGCAAUUCGAGAGGUUACUCCAGAGCCAUCUUCCCCAGCUCUCCUAUCAUUUACAAGAGAUUGGGGCUCAACCAUUGCGUAUCGCGUUUAAGUGGAUGGUUCGGGCCUUCUCGGGAUACCUAUCCACCGACCAACUCUUGUUGUUAUGGGACCGUAUCCUUGGCUACGGGUCUUUAGAGGUAGUAGCAGUUCUGGCGGCUGCCGUGUUCACGUUCCGGGCUGAAAAUCUGAUGGAGGUGACGUCACUGGCCUCAGCCGAGGCUGUCCUUGCUGACCUCUCAACCCUUAAGGUUAUGCCCCUCCUGCAGAUAUUCCUUUUUGCUACAGGCAUCUGAGGAGCAUGAUGUGAAGAUGCAUGUCCUUUCAAUGGGGUCAGCUGUGCCCAUGACAACCAAGUCAUUUUUGUUGUUGAAACUCAUAACAAAUAAGUGAAAAAUGAGGAGCAGAUGUGAAGAGCAAAUUGUCUGUGCCAUUAAAACCAGGUUUAAUCCCUCUGCACCCGUCCACAACCACGGUCUAAUCCAGCAGGUCUGCAGUGAAUAUGCAGCUUCGCAGGAUUUAAUACUGGCAUUCUUCAGAUGAUUGAUGGCGUCAUAUUACAACCUAAUAGUAUUUGUGACAAGUAUAUUGCAGCAACUUUCAGCAGUGAAAGAUGUAUUACUCAGCGGCCGUGACCUUCAGAAUUCUUUCGUGAAAACGAUCUUAAUAUAUGAAUAGAUAUAACUUGCACGUUAUAUUAUAAGUAAUAUAUGGAUGUUAUGCAGGAUUUUUUUUUUUCAAUAAAUACAACUAUGCCACACUUGCAGUUUUAAACUGAUAAACAUAAAUCGAAGGCAGCACCGGAGGAUCCUGGGAACUGAAAGCCAUCCACAGUGCAUUUCCACCCCAGUCCCAGUUUCCCCAUCAUAGGCUCACAGUGCUAUGAAGCUGUUACUGGAUAGAAAUGGGGGAAUUAAUGAAUCUUUUGUUGCCUCUUCAUAGAAUAACAUGUUUAUGAAGUAUAUAGCACACGUUUGAGAGGAAGUGUUAUCAUUUAAAAAGUACUUCCUCCAGGACUGCGUUUCAUCAGACGAAAAAUCCGAGCUGUCUGUUGUCUCAUAUAUUGUUUACUUUGCUUUUCUUGGAAGGGUGGAAUAUAUAAGCUUAUAAUAGACCUAUAUGUAGUUUUUGGCUUAUAUGAGGUAUUAAAUGCAUUUAAGAUUGUUUCUAGUGAAAGUAAAAUUCCAUGUAAUAGACAAGACUAGGAAAUAAAGAUCCUUGAUCCGGGAGCGAAGCUGUAAUAAAAUAAUUAGCGCCAUAAACUGAUUGUGCCAGCAAAUUGAAAAGGUAUGCAUGCAGAUAAGACGCAUGCCUCGGAUAAAACAAGCUUUCUCCUAAAUGCCAGUAUAUACAUAGUUACAUAUUUAAUGCACAAUCAUUUUGUGUUUAUUGCGUUCACUGCUUGUGUAUUAUGUAUGCUGGCUUUUUAUGUCUGAGGUUCUUGAUGCACACCAUGGAGGCAAAAAGAACAUGCUUGAAAAACAGACCUGUUGUUAUGUGACAAAUAAAUUUGCCUAAAGCAUAUGAUGUGGAUUUUCCUUGUACUGGUUGAUUACAUAAAUCCCUCCAAAUAUAUAAUAUAUCCUCAGAACA